Molecule: messenger RNA, 3689 nt
Organism: Mytilus trossulus (common blue mussel)
Lineage: Eukaryota; Metazoa; Mollusca; Bivalvia; Mytilida; Mytilidae
Product: progesterone-induced-blocking factor 1-like
Exons: 15
Coding region: 144-2483 (779 amino acids)
Biological process (GO): cilium assembly
Cellular component (GO): centriolar satellite
Source: RefSeq, a predicted model, not a curated record
AGUUAGCAAAACAAGCCUUUCAAUAACUUGACGUACUUAGCGCCCGGAUGACAACAAAAAGUUUGAAAUGAAGAUAAAUUUCACUAAAGAAUUAUAGAGUUUAAACAAUUUUCUGAAGUUAGGACAAAAUAUUCAGAUUAACCAUGGCUGCUAGAGAUUUGUCCAAAACGUUCGAUGAAUUCGAAUCGGACGAAUUAAGUCUUGAAACGUCCGUUCCUACAGAUUUGACAUUGUCCCCUGAGAGAGAAACUGACCGAUUCUCUGGCGAUAGAAAAGAUAGACGCACGAAAAUAACCCGACAGCUCAUAGAAAGAAAACAAUUAAUGCAUGAUAUGCAGCUUUUACGAAUUGAGUUGUCACAGAAAAAUUUAACUUUAGAAAAUGUGAAGGCGGAAUCAUUGCAAAGGGUGGAAGAACUUGAAGAGAGGCUGAAUGAUGCACUUCACCAAAAACAAAUUUUAACGGCUCGUCUUGAGUCACAGCUAACUAUUCAAGAACAAGAAUCAAAAAGACGUCAAAACUUAGUUAAAGAAGAGCUAGAAGAUGUUCGUAAAAAACAGCAACAGCUUGAAGGAACAAAUGAAAAACUGCAAGAAAGGGCCGGGAAUGUCAGGCGAAGUUUGAGAGACCUCACUCUUUCAGAAGAUAGAUAUUAUGAACUCAGAGGGCAAAGUGAAGAAGACUUGUCACUUAGAGACUAUGUAGCGAUGAAGUUUUAUGAGGCAGUAAGACCAGUACAAACAGAAUGUGAUGAACUCAGACUGAGGACAAGUACUUUAGAGGCUGAUACUAGAUCAUCAUCAAAACAGAUUUCUGAACUACAAUCAAAAUUAGACCAAGAAAGAGACGAGCAUGGUGACAUCCGAGUCAAGUACCAGAAACUGGUAAUGGACUUAUCAGAAACAAAAUCUCAAGUGAAACAGGAGGACUAUAAAGUUAAUAAUUAUGAUCAACUCAAACAUGAGCGUGACAAUUUAGAACAUGACCGUUUAGAAUCACAGAGACAGUUAACAGUACUUGAUGGAUCACAUCAUACUUUACAGAAAGAAAGAGAUGAACUGCAUAGUGAUUUCACAGCUGCAAAGCAGUCAUUAUCUUUACUCAAACAAGACAAGGAUUAUCUGACCAAGCAGGUCUCUGAUUUGACAAACAGAUGUACUUAUGCAGAGGAGAAGCUUCAACAGAUCAAUGCACAGCUAGAUGAUGCAAAACGUUCUAGAGAGGAGAUGUAUGAGAAAUAUGUCAGUUCAAGGGAUCAGUACAAGACAGAAUAUGAAAACAAAUUAAAGGAAGAACUAGAACAGAUCAGGACAAAGACAAACUCUGAGAUUGACAGACUUAGAACAAGUACCAGGGAGAUGUACGAAAGAGAAAACAGAAAUUUACGUGAAGCUAGAGAUAUGUCAAUGUCAGAAAAAGACCGAGCACAGAACACAGAGAGGGAAACUUCUACAAAAUAUGAACAGCUAAUGACACAAUUUCGUGAGUUACAGAUGAAUGGUGACAACAAGGUUGUAGAACUACAGAAUGAUUUGAAAUUAAAGGGGUUUGAGGUUGAAAGAACCCAGAUGGUUCACGAGGAAACUGUACGAAAUCUCAAAGAAUCACAGCUGGAAAUUGAAAAACAUCAUAAAAAAAUAGAGGUUCUAACCAAAGAAUAUUAUGCUUUACAAACUUCAAUGGAGAAGAAAGUGGUAGAACUAGAAUCUCAUAUCUCUGAUAAAAAGGCAAAGUUAGAAACUUACGAGAAAGUAGAGAAAGAACUGGAUGAUAUUGUUAUGCAGGCUGCAGAAGUUGAAGAUGAAACAGAAGCAGAGAAAGUCCUAUUCUCUUAUGGUUAUGGUGCUAAUAUUCCAAGUACAUCAAAACGUAGACUUCAGCAAAGUGUACAUUUAGCAAGAAGAGUUUUACAGUUAGAAAAAAUCAAUUCCAACCAGAAAAAAGAAAUUGAUGUAGAAAAAUUAAAACUGAAACAGCUUGCUGAAGAGUUAAAGAACAGUAACUCUAUACUAGACCAGGCCCAGCAACCAUACAACUAUUUGAUAGAGAGUAUACGUCAGAGGGACAAUCAGAUCAUGAAACAGAAAGAUUAUACAGCAACCCUAGAGCAUGAUGUCAAGAAGUUUACAAAAGAAAAGGAAGAUUUAAUACGGACAAAGAACCAGAUGUCUCUAGAUUUAGAAAGAUUACUCAACCAAAGAGAGGAAAUGUCAGUUAUGAAGCAAGUGGUGAUGAAUUUAUCUACACGUAAAUAUGGAGAGAAAAAGACCCAGUCAAGAGACCUGGCUCGACCUAAAAGCCCUAAAAGUUUAGCGAUUCACUUGCCUUCUCAUGACUUUGAAACAUAUGAUGAACCAAAUAUAGUAAAACCUGGAUCUAUAUCUCUUACAAAAGAUAAUCCUCAGUGGGCCAGCAAGUUAAAGAAGAAACAUGCAGCACAGAAUACAAAAUUUACAAAAGUUUAUGCAACAGCGACAUCUUGAUAGACGUGGUCCUGAUUGAUGGAAGUUGUUAAUCAACCUUUAAUUGUAGCAGUUGAGAUGAAAACCUGUGAUAUACAUGUACUGUACUGAAAGCAUUUAACAGACAUUUUAAAACAGAAAAUUAUGAAAGUUAGCCGACUUUUGAGACAGCAAAAACAAAUACAGAUAUCGUUAUUUCUUGUUUUUCUUUCGACAAGAAUUGUUUAUAUUGAAACAUAGAGAUGUAUGUAACUCGUGCCUAUUAAUCCUUUGCUGUUUUUGUUGACAAGUUUCUUCAUGACUUUGUUAGAAUCUCCGCCACUUUUAUAAUUUGUGACAGUAUUUCCUAAAUUAUAAAUAGAUGUAAUUGGCCGAUUCAGAAUCUAAAGAAUCAUGGGUAAUUCCAUUGUUCGUACCCCAAAGUGAAAAUAACGCCACAUCAUUGGUGAAAUUUCCAUUGCUUAUGACAUUUUUAACCAAUCCGGACGUUGUGAUGUACACUUUUGAAAAUGUUUCCCAGGAUGCAUUAGAUUCUGAAACGGCCAAUUUAGAUAAUUGUUAGUUUUCACAUUAAAUUUUUCAAUCCAAAGCUGUAUAUUUAAGGAAAAUAACUGUUGUUUACAUUAAAAAAGUCAAAGCAAAGUUUUAGCAAGUGCAUAUUGAUGAGUAUAAAAAAACCUGUAAAAGAUGGAUGUCCAGUGACAUUUAUUAUGAUUUUGAUUUAAUUUUCCAAUUAAAAAAACAUCAUGAGACUAUAUAUGUUAAGGAUGUUUGCUACUCUGUUUUAAAAUAACAAGCUUUUUAAAAGACUGUUAUAAAUUGAUAAUAUAUAAAUAAAGAAACUAUAAAAGCAGAACAAAAUGGAGAGUCCUUGUGCUUGUUUUUCGAGGUAUAAGCCAUUGCAAAUUUGGCAGGAAAAUCUGACAAAAUGGUUAAAAACUAAGUAGCAAACCUCCUUAAGCUUAAUUUGUUGUUUUAAGAUCAUGAUUUAAUAAAGGUUGGAAUUAUCAAUUUUAAUUCAGUGAUAUGUAUUCUUUUAAUUGUAAUGCUUGAUUUGAAAAGAAGAACAGUUGAUAUAUUUUUUAUUCUUUCAUGUACUUUAUAUAUCUCAUAUUAACAUAUUUUCAUUCUUUUAUGUUCUAUAGUAUAUUUAGAUAUUAUGUAUUAUUUAUGUAUUACAUAAUUUAUUUUGUAUAUACAUUGUUUAUUAUAAAUAACAAAAUCAUA